Trypanosoma cruzi is the source of this 2892-nucleotide messenger RNA. RefSeq lists its product as uncharacterized. The transcript has a single exon. Lineage: Eukaryota; Euglenozoa; Kinetoplastea; Trypanosomatida; Trypanosomatidae. The record is from RefSeq and is a predicted model, not a curated record. The coding region runs from base 1 to 2892 and encodes 963 amino acids.
AUGCCGCACUGCAUUAUUUACGUGCAUUUUAAAGAAGGAAUGUCGCAGGUGCUUGAACGGCUGCUGCCGGUGCUUCUCCGGCACCUCUCAGGGGAUAUCACAUUCACCACAAACGAACAUAACGGCGACUAUGACGACGGUGAUUCUAAUGACGAGAACGACAAGAGUGACGUGGUGGAUAUGGCGAAGAAGCGGAGGAAUAAGAAGUUUGGAACCAGCAGUAACAACAGUCCGGUCGAGCCGGAGAGGGCGCCGCGGCAGAAGGACCACGAGUUUUGCCAUCUAAAGGCUGAAGACAGUAAUGAGGGGCGCGAUCCAUGCGGUGGUGGCAAGAAGAUUGGCGGUGGUGGCAGCAGUGUUGCUGGUGGUGGUAUGCAUUAUAAGAGCGCCCAGCGUUGGCGGCGUUGUGUGGAAUUGUGGCGUCAUCUUUUAGGUUCAGAUCGACUGUUUCUUGCGCUGCUCUUUCACAGUGGUACCCUGUGGGCGGUGGAGUGGUGCCCGUCCACGGCGUUUUCAUCGCCAUCUGCGUCAGGGACAGGCACGGAGGAGGCGCGUUCGUGGUCAAAUGCUGUCUUAUGGUUCCUACAGCUUCAAGAGGCGGUGGCCACACCCACGAAAAUCAACAGCUGCAAUGAUGCGAAUAAAGAAGCUACUGGCGAUGGUGUUGCUCCUAGAAGCUACAGGAGAAAAACACAAUUCACGACACAUAUGCAUUCAGAGGACGAAGUGGCGGUGCAACGGGUGGCGAUGAAUUUACUGAGCGAGUGGUUUGCGAUUGUAGACAGCUGUGGGAAGCGUUUUGCACGUGCCUACUACUUUUCAUGUGCACUGAAGAUUGCCGCGCUUGUGGGGAACAUGGCGCUCGUGGAAGACAUUCCACACCUGCACGAUAUUGUGAUGCAGGAGCCGCGUUCCGUCUCGCAGUUCACCGCAUUCUGCAGUAUUCUCUGCUGUCUCCUUGUGGAGGAGGCGCAGCAACAGCAGCCAUUUCGCCUGAACCUGCCGCCGCCCUUCUUUUUAAUGAAUUUUAAUCUCGUUGGACGUGGGUCUCGUAUUGGUGUGUGGCUGCCACGAGGAUCCCCACGUGUUGUGAGCGGCACAUUGCGCUCUGCUGCAGCUGAUCGUGGCACAGUAACCACUGGUGGCAGUGCCGAUUGUGCCCAAGAGGGCCAAUUUCACUCAUGUGAAGUAUGCUCGCCUGGUGUCAUUCUACGCGUACCAUCGUCUUCAUCACAGAUAGAUGCCACGGGAGAUCUCAUACUUGGGGUGCGACUUCUUGACGAGGCAUAUGUGCAGGGGAUUGAUGUGUUGCCGCUCAUGCCACACGAUGAUAAUGAGGAGGAUGCUAGCAAUAAUGAUAACACCGGCGGUGGACGGCGGGGGACGCGAGGUGAGAGUGUCUCUGAAAAAAGGAGGCGAGUUUGUAACCGGCGAACAAAAGUCGUUUCUGCCGCUGCUGCUUCUGCGGAUGUUGAGUCCUCGCCCCGCCGGUGUUGGUCUACCUCUUCUCCGCUGACGCAAAUUUACGUGCGGGUGGAUCUUCUUUACCCACGAGCCGUUUCUGCGAUUGUUUCACCUCUGUCGUCAUUCUCACCCGCGUCUACGGGAGGUAGCGGGAGACGCCGGGGAAAUUAUCAACAUCAGCAUCAUGCACAGCAACCGACAAACGAGGAGACAAUUGUCAACACCGUCCCCCUACGACGGAGUUCCUGCAUUGCGGCCCAACGGGACCCCCUCGCAACGAUUGUGUUCUCACUCGCGACGACCGCGCGUCGCCUCAUGGGAUGCCGGGGUCUCUUCGUGGAGAAGCCACGGGAGCACUCGUUGUUAACGGCAGCGGCCGCUGUUGAAAAUGAGAAUAGCCAGGAAGAACGUGCUGUCGAAUGUCGGGGGAAACCCGCAAAGGGCCCUUUUGAUGUGGAUGGCAGGAGAGCAAGGCGACAGGCGUGGGGCACCGCUGAGGGUAGGAUGCAUACCACUGCCAAUGAAGUUCCGCCUACUGCUCUUGCCUUAUUUCCAACUGUAGAGGAGGAGCUGGAGUGCCUUGUUGAAUGCGCCAUUCAUCUUUUCCUAGAGGCGCUGUUGCUGUGUCGUGCGUUAUCGAGUGAUGUCAUACCACAGAUCGAUGCGUGGGCGAUGGAAGUGACGUCCAACACAGUUGACCUUGCCCUUGCCACUCCCCUGCCUGUUGUGCGGCACCUGCACGCUGUCGGGUACGCCCUUUGUCUUAUGCCGCAACCGCAUCAGUCACUGCUUGUCACUGUAGGUCUAUUUGCAACUCUCGCCCAACGCCAGCGGGAGAGUAAUAAAAAUGAAACCGACCGAAGCAAUUCCAUUGCUAGUUAUGACGGUGGGGGUAAAACGGGACAUUUGGGACAUGGCAGUGUUGGUUUCACAGGCUGGUGGGAGGUAUUCAAGGCGUGCGUGCUAAAGGACGCCGUCAUACCGGGCCAACUGUGUGGCGGCACAUGGGGACUGGUGGAGCGAGUGGAAAGGUCACUGUGCGUGACACCGCACGUGCGUCUCCACAGACAUCCACGUCAACCUCAACCGCCGCAAAGAGAUAAAGAGGGCACGCCUGCGGAGGGUGGCAGCACCAAAUCAACGAAUAAAGAGGUGGAUAAGGUGAAGAAAGAUGAACUUGCCUCACCUGACGACGCAGCACCACGUCGUCGUCUGGCGCUGCUGCACUCUCGCCGCCGCAUGGAGCAAGAUGGAUCUGUGAAGAAGCUGAAGCAUGAGAUUUCCGUCACACCCCCGUGGCUCCGCGCCGCCAGGGCGGUGGAGGUCCACACGUGCCAUCAUCAUCGAGAUCAACACGAAUCUUCGCUACAGGAAUGGAUUAUGGCAAUGUGGUGGUCAUUGGAGCGAGCAGCUACAGAUGCCGCCUAA